GUUCACAUCACGGGCCAUAGACCAGUGUCCCGCAGAUCAGCAUAAUCGAAUCCGCCCAAUGUUGCUCUCAAUCGGCUCACGGCCUUUUGCCCCAUUGAACCGCGCGCAUGUUUUUUUGUGACGUGAUCACAUCAGUCGUCUAUAGGUCCGUCGAAGAAAGUUUCUGGUUAGAAAUGUGGCUUGAUUAGUAUAUUUCCAAGAUAUAGCUAGGCUACGUACAGUAAUUCACUUGAUCGCGGGUGAUCAACUUCGAAGAAAGAAAACACUUUGGAAUGUAUCGUCAGCAUGCAAAGUCUUUGACCCCAGGUGUGAAGCAGCUAGCUGACCUAGCUGAACACUAGGUGGGCCUACGUUUUGGGGAAAAUGCUCUCCAGCGUUGAGGUGCCCCCAAACCGCCCUGUUGCCAGCAACCACCACAACAGUCCCGGAAACUCAGGUUCCCAGUAUGCCUUGUGUGCCCUGGGGGUGGGACUGGUGGCCCUGGGCAUUGUCAUGAUCGUAUGGAGUGUGGUGCCCUCCGACAUGGCCGGAAACAACAGCAGUGGCACCGGAGGAGGGAACCCGAAACCGGACACUAGGGGGAGGACUUCAUCGGUGGCCUUUGUACUGGUUGGGGCUGGAGUAGCCAUGCUCCUGCUGUCCCUGUGCCUGGGGAUGAGGAACAAGCAGCGGGAGCAGCAGGUGCUCCUAGAGGCCCAGACUCUGGGGGCAGGCAACGUAGCUACCAGUGAGGACGACGGAGAGACGGCAGAGGAGCGAGCCCAGAGGUACACUGUGCCCAGCUACGAGGAGGUGGUAGGCAGCGGCGAGUACCCCAUACGCCAGAGCAACUUGCGCCACAGCUCCUCCCAGCUGCCCUCCUACGACGACCUGGUGGACGGUGUGCAGAUGGAGCUGGAAGGGUCAGAUGUCACCCAGACGACACCCGCUUCCACUAACCCUGCCUCCUCUGCUGUGCCUAACCGCCGCACUGGGCGAACGGGCCUCAAGCUCCUUCCCCUUAAGAUCCGGAGGAUUAAAUCGGAGAAGCUCUUUAUGAAUAACACGGAUAACUCUCAGUCACCGGGAGGGAUCACUAUUGAGCCGCUCACUCCGCCACCAAUGUAUGAGGACAAAGCACCCCAGCUCUGAGACUUGGCACCUUCUAGGUUUCAAAGCAGGUUACUGAAGCCGCUGUGUCCCACGAGGCGUGAAUUGGUUGUGCUGUGCUACUAUAGAUGUGAUCAGAUGGCCCUUGUCAUGCAUCUGUGGUUAAAUCAUCUCGAUGGCACUUGUCAUGCCUACCUGGCUGAGGACUUUUCUUUAGACCUGCAACUCAAGCGCAGUGAGUACUGUUCCAUACAUGGGGCACUGGCAUUUGAGUAGAUCUUUGGGGCAACUCUAAUGUUGCUGGACAGAGGGAACACCUGGACAGAGAGUACACAUCCAAUUUCCGACUAUGAUUACAAGGACAUUGAAGCUUGGUUCAAAGGAUCAAUAUUAUUGGGGGAAAUUCUCGGCAUGUCUUUGAUGCCUAUUUUUCUUUUACAACGAGUACUCAGUCUGGUCCAAAUCUUCUUUGUAUGCAGUUGACCAUAUUUUAUUUUCCUCUGUCUGCUAUAUUAUUUCAAGUUCCGUCUUCAUCCUCAGUCUAGUCGUGUUAUAGAUGUAUUAUUCAUGUCUGAGUUUUGUAUUCUAUUCUGUACAGCUACUUAGACAGCUGCUCUUCACAUUUUGGGAGAAGUGCUAUUUGGCGACUCAAUGACCACCUUACUCAGACAGUGUUUGUGUGUUGCUGCCUGUGUUGCUCGUCAAUAGAGGACAAUUGAGUGAGACCGAGGCUCAUGGGUAGUUAGAAGCCUUUGCCCUGUAGCCAUGGUGAAAUGGGGUUGGGCUCUGAAGGCAGUAGUGUAGUCCAGCUCCUUUUCUUUUCCUUUUUUUUUUAAUUUUUUUGCUCAAUAGAGGAGAACACAAGGGGGACUUUCUCUGAGCAGCUGGGAGCUGGGAUAAUGGCACCCAUUGCUCACUCACUCAUCACUCUUGAACUAUUCUUCACUAGCUCCUUGACUGGCAGCACUUUCAUAGGAGUAUUCAGAGAAUGAACUUCUGGUGUCCAUGGUUUGACCCCAAUUUUGUUUGGUGGAGCGAAAAUACAUCAGUACCUUUAUCUCUCUAGCCUGUUUGUUUUAUGCUUAUGAGAGUAUGGAAAUUAGCGAGUCCAUGAAGUGUUUGGAAGUGAAGAAUGUUAUUUUCUUAUCAUACGGAUACUAUUUUCUGAUGUCAUGUUGAUGAACCUGUUCAGCAACUAUUCACUACUUUUUAGAUGGGAACACAAAUUGUACACAACAGUAGCCUUUUUUUGUGUAACUGAACACUUAAUAAACUAGCAAAUGCAUACCUAUGCACACAGAACAAGAAUAGGCUUUUUAAUUGGAAUUGAAUUGCUGAAUUACUAUGCUAAACAAAAAUAUAAAUGUAAAGUGUUGGUGCCAUGUUUCAUGACCUGAAACAAAAGCUCCCAGAAAUGUUUCAUAUGCACAAAAAGCAUACUUCUCUCAUUUUCUGAACAAAUUUGUUUACAUCCCUGUUAGUGAGCAUUUCUCCUUUGCCAAGAUAAUCCAUCCACCUGCCAGGUGUGGCAUAUCAAGAAGAUGAUUAAACAGCAUAGUUAUUACACAGGUGCACCUUGUGCUGGGGGUGAAAUAAAAGGCCACUCUAAAAUGUGCCAUUUUGUCACACAACACAAUGCCUUAGAUGUUACAUUUUGAGGGAGUGUGCAAUUGUCAUGCUGCCUGCAGGAAUGUCCUUUAGAACUGUUGCCAGAAUUUAAAUGUUAAUUUCUCUACCAUAAGCUGCCUCCAAUGUUGUUUUAGAUAACUGGCCUCAACCACAGACUACAUGUAAUCACGCCAGCCCAGGACCUCCACAUCUUUGCCGAAGAGUAUUUCUGUCUUUAAUAAAUCCCUUUUUGUGGGGAAAAACUCAUGAUUGGCUGGGCCUGGCUCCCAAGUGGGUGGGCCUAUGCCCUCCCAGGCUCACCCAUUGCUGCUCCCCUGCCCAGUUGUGAAAUCUGUAGAUUAGGGCCUAAUGAAUUUAUUUCAAUUAACUGAUUUCCUUAUGAACACUAACUCAGUAAAAUCUCUGAAAUUGUUGCGUUUUUAUAUUUUUGUUCAGUACAGUUUAUACAUGUAAAAUAGCAUGCACAUCAUGUAGAUUUUAGUUUUAUACAUUGAUUUUGUACAAUAUUGUCGACUGUAUUUGUAGUUGUCAUGCCUAGGCAGUGCUCUGUGUGGGGGUGACCAGUUUUGGCUGUGAGGAAUCCAUGGCUUCAUACCAUGUUCUGUACUUAUGGGGCCACUACACUCUAAAAUGAAAGUUUAUCAGAUGUUUUCAAACCUCAAAAGAAGCAUUAUAUUACGCAACGUACACAUCCCAAUCCAUUGGUUUUGUAGAUCCAACGAUAAUGUCACAACCCCAAAUGAAUGAUUAAAAAUGAGCACCAGAUAUGCUUAUCUGUUUAUGAAUGAAAAAUUGUGCCCAUUGUGCUCAUCUUUUCCAUUCAUAAACCAAUCAGCAUCAAGAUAAGCACCAUGGUGUCAAUCUGUAUAUGAAUGGAAAAGAUGAUGUGUUCAUCUUUUCCAUUCAUUUGGGAUUGAGGAAUACAGCUGUAUCUAUACAAUCAGUGGUGAUCCACCUUCACAUUAGACUUCUUUUGAGGUAUUAAAAACAUCUAACAAACUUUUGGAGUGUAUUUCCCAUUUUAAGAAUAUUCUUAUGUGGAACAAACAUUGUUCAUGAGUUCAAUGGACUUUUCUCUCAACCAACUGUAUGUAUAACAACAUUUAUUCACAUUUCAAAUACUUAGCAUUAUUUGUAUUCUACAUGAUUGGCUUGUAUAACUAAAUUUCCUUUUGUAUGUAUUGUGAAAGUAUGUUUUUGUAUGAGGAGCUCAGAAUAAUACAUUACUGUGUACAGUAAAGAAGUUGAGUAUGAAUAAUGUAAAAAAUAAAUUCAAACUAUUCCGA
Oncorhynchus masou masou (cherry salmon) is the source of this 4004-nucleotide messenger RNA. It is a transcript of the gene tmem51a, whose product is annotated as transmembrane protein 51a. The coding region runs from base 364 to 1131 and encodes 255 amino acids. The transcript has 3 exons. Lineage: Eukaryota; Metazoa; Chordata; Actinopteri; Salmoniformes; Salmonidae. The record is from RefSeq and is a predicted model, not a curated record.